Messenger RNA from [Torrubiella] hemipterigena, 1164 nucleotides. Lineage: Eukaryota; Fungi; Ascomycota; Sordariomycetes; Hypocreales; Clavicipitaceae. The record is from the annotation of a GenBank genome assembly.
CGCCGGUGUUAGUGCCGUCAUUUGCACGCGUGCAAUUGAUUCUCGAAAACCUCACAAAAAAUGUGUGGAAGAUAUGCGCUUGCUCUGCGACCAUCAGACGUUCGCCAGAUGCUGGAAGACGAUGACAUGCCGGUGGGAGAGAGCCCCGGAGACGACACAGGAGCCAGUCCUCGGUCGACCUACAAUUUUGCACCAGGAUACUUUGGGCUGGUGUAUCGAGCAAAUGAUAGUGGUUCCCAAAGCGAUGCAAAAGAAAGUACGGGCAGUACAGACAGCCUCACAACAGGUCCACAGGAUAACACGCGAACUACAUCUUACAAGAUGCAAUCGAUGAAAUGGGGUCUUAUUCCUUCCUGGACAAAACGGAACCCAAACUAUUCAACCAUGUUGAAAACUAUCAAUUGCCGUGAUGACUCGUUGGCUACCCCUGGUGGCAUGUGGUCUUCCAUGAAGGCUCACAAACGAUGCAUUGUCUUAGCGCAAGGCUUCUUCGAAUGGCUCCAAGUUGGGCCAAAGAGUAAAGUUCCGCAUUAUGUUAAAAGAAAAGAUGGACGUUUGAUGUGUAUUGCUGGACUCUGGGAUUCUGUACAGUAUGAAGGAUCAGAGACGAAGACCUUCACCUACACCAUUAUUACCACAGAUUCCAACAAGCAGCUGAAGUUUCUUCAUAGCCGUAUGCCAGUUAUCUUGGAGCCUAACUCUGACGCUUUAUGGACAUGGCUUGACCCCCGGAGGAGAAUAUGGUCCAAGGAGCUCCAAACAACCUUGAAACCUUUCUCUGGUGAGUUAGAGGUGUACCCAGUCCAUCAAGAUGUGGGCAAGGUUGGCAACAACUCUCCUGCAUUCGUCCGUCCUCUAGAUGAUGCGCGUAACAAGUCGAACAUCGUCCAUUUCUUCAAAUCCAAACCGUUGGACAAUAUCAAACCAGAUGAAAGUAAAAAGAGGGCGGUGGCAACGGAAACUGGUGAUUUUGAUGAGAUCCGCAAGAAGCCUCGCCUUAGCACCGGGACCGGGGGUGCAAAUUUUCAAAAAUUAGGUGGAAAUUUGACGGGAAAUUUGGCUUUCGAAACAAAUUGUAAAGGGAAAAUCACUGGUUUCUUUGAUAAAAAGACCUAGAUUAAUUAGAAUUGUAUGUUCAAAGUUAAUAUAGUCUGGUAUUGCUCU